Eruca vesicaria subsp. sativa (arugula) is the source of this 831-nucleotide messenger RNA. The record is from the annotation of a GenBank genome assembly. NCBI's taxonomy places the organism in Eukaryota, Viridiplantae, Streptophyta, Magnoliopsida, Brassicales, Brassicaceae.
AUGGAUCUGGAUGAAGAUCAUCUUCCUAUUUACCCAUCCAUUAGCUACCUCGAUAUAUUACGUGUUGAAGCUGAACCUAAUCUUGCAGUGACAUCGUGCAUACCUGUACAAAGUCAACCACAUCCUGGAUGGGGAGUUUGGCCUGAUUUGUGUCACGAUGACAAAGUCUCAUACAUGGAAGACUUGAUAACAACCCAUCAACCCUUUGGCAAGUAUCUAUGGCAUGGUGGUGACACUUCUUGUCCUGUCCUCACCGCAAAUGCAGAGGAGGAACCUGUUGUGAAGAUGAGAACUUCAAAGUCAAAAUCAACUUCUAAGAAGCUCUCCAGCAAAACUCCUUCUUAUCCCAAGAAAGAACUCAGACCAAGGAAGACAUCGAACAAACCCUCCACGUCCCGUAAGCAGAAACGCAUCAGCUCCUACUUUCAAGCAGCCGCCUCAUCCAGCAAUUCAAAUGACAAACUAAUGGAAGUGCUAUCUGAAUUAUCUGACACGGUUUCCAACCUUCAAAAAGAGACCAAACUGUUGCGUCUACUGCUCAAACGACCGAAGACGCCUACCUACCGUAAGCGCAUUGCCUUCCACUCUCUCUUAGCUCGGACCAAGAAAGUACACCAAUCACACCGCGGGUGUCAGACUGAACCUUCAGACAUGGCCUUUGCUCAAUCUCCCACACGGACUAUACCACUCUUAGGAGGUCCCCUGUUGUCAGCCAAUAUGCUGCACAACAUUAUGUCUCACCGAAAGCAACGAAGACCACAGCUUCAAACACUACAAACCUCCAACCAGAACCCCUCUCUCAUUCUCCUGACCACCCUUCACCCCUCCUAA